Messenger RNA from Phasianus colchicus (ring-necked pheasant), 4892 nucleotides. The record is from RefSeq and is a predicted model, not a curated record. Lineage: Eukaryota; Metazoa; Chordata; Aves; Galliformes; Phasianidae.
AUGGCCCCGGUGCUGUGGUUGUGGCUGGCAGCCCUGCUGGGCUCGGCCCGGGCGUGCCCUGAGCCCUGCGCUUGCGUGGAUAAGUACGCUCACCAGUUCGCCGACUGCGCCUACAAGGAUCUCCAGGUGGUGCCCACUGGGCUGCCCUCCAACGUGACCACCCUCAGCCUGUCGGCCAACAAGAUCACGGCUCUGCAGCGGCGCUCCUUCGUGGAGGUGACCCAGGUGACAUCCCUCUGGUUGGCGCACAAUGAGAUCCGCGCCAUCGAGCCCGGCGCCUUCGCCAUCCUGGUGCAGCUGAAGAACCUUGACAUCAGCCACAACCAGAUCGUAGACUUCCCCUGGCAGGACCUCUACAACCUCAGCGCCCUCCAGCUGCUCAAGAUGAACAACAACCACAUGGCUGUGGUGCCCCAAGGAGCUUUCCACACCCUGAAGGACCUGCGGUCUCUGCGCAUCAACAACAACAAAUUCACCACGCUCGCCGAAGGCAUCUUCGACUCGCUCAGCUCCCUGUCCCAUCUGCAAAUCUACAACAACCCCUUUGAGUGCUCCUGCAAGCUCCAAUGGCUCAAGAAGUGGAUGGACAGCACGCUUAUCUCCAUCCCGGAGAAGGAAUCCAUCACCUGCAGCCUCCCAGAGCAGCUCCGUGGGGUGCCGGUGGGGAAGAUCCCAGAUGCACAGUGCACCUCACCCUCUGUGCAGCUUACCUACUACCCCAACCUGGACACCACGGAGCUCUUUGAUGGCUUCACCUUGACGCUGCACUGUGCCGUGACAGGCACUCCACCACCCGAAGUCAGCUGGAAGAUCCGCACCUCCAGCCAGACCCUGGAGCUCAGUGGCAGCCCAAGUGAGAGCGCAGGGAAGGACCCCCCCAAACAGGACCCUGAGCGCUUCUUGGUCUUCAAGAAUGGCACGCUGGUGAUUCCUCACUUGAGCAAGCGGGAGGAGGGCACCUACACCUGCCUGGCCACCAAUGAAAUGGGGAGCAACCAGACCUCAGUCAAUGUGGCAGUGGCUGGAUCCCAGAAGUACCCGUUGCAGCCUGGCAGGGACCCAACGGGAGGCAAAGCACAGCCAGGUGACAAGAAGCCUGGAGCCAAGGGAGCGAAGAACAGUGUGCUCACACCCGAUGAGAGGAGCAAACCCCUCAGCCCUACCCGGCAGAGCCACCCAUCCUCAGCGGCUGGGAUGGAGCCCACGGGAGACGGGAAAAUCCCCUUCCAGCUUCCUCCCUUUGAGAAGAAGUGUGGCUCCAUGCCAACCAGCAGAUACAUUUCCAACCAUGCCUUCAACCAGAGUGGUGACUUCAAGCAGCACACCUUCGACUUGGGUGUGAUCGCCUUGGAUGUGUCGGAGCGCGAUGCCCGGGUGCAGCUGACGCCCACCUACGUGCAGCCCGACAAGGUGCACCUGAGGAUGCUCUACCUGUGCCAGGAGAGCAGCCGUGGCCACGCCUUGGUGCAGUGGUCCAAGAUCGAGGAAGGAGUGAACUCAUACUGGUUCCAGGGCUUGAAGCCUGGCACCAACUACUCGGUGUGCCUCACUUACCUAGGGGAGGACUGCCAGGUCCAAGUGGUCUUCACCACCAAAAAGGAGAUCCCCUCUCUCAUCAUCAUUGUGGUCGUGAGCAUCUUCCUGCUGCUCCUGGCCACCCUCCCCCUGAUGGGUGCCACGUGGUGCCACCUCCUCUCCAAAUACCAGGGCAAAACCUACAAGCUGAUCAUGAAAGCCCAGAACCCAGACCAGAUGGAGAAGCACAUGGCUGCCGACUUCGACCCCCGCGCCUCCUACCUGGAAUCCGAGAAGAAUUACAACCCCAGCGAGGUGGGGGAAGGGGAAGCAGAGGAAGAGGACGAUGAUGAGGAAGAUGAUGACGAAGGAGGUAGGCGGAGGAGGAGGAGAGAAGCCGAGGAGACCACGGAGCUGGAGCGGGAGGAGAGCGUAGCAGCCAGCUCCAUGGCGGAGUCGCAGUCCAAAGCCAAUGGUGAGGAGUUUGAGGUGCGCUCCGAGUACAGCGACAAGCUGCCGCUGGGUGCCGAGGCUGUCACCAUCUCCCAGGAGAUCAACGGGAACUACCGGCAGCGUCCUCGCGGCAGGCCCUCGGGGAAGGGGUUCGGGUCCGAGGGGGCGGGGGGCGAGCGGGACGCUGAUGUCCCAAUUUCGUUUCCGUUCAGAUUCAAAUUGGUCUCCGCUGCCGCUGCGGCGCAACGAUUCCGCAUCCCCCUCCCUCCCGGUUCCACCGCUCACCCCUUAUUUUCGCCAUGCCGCAAGCCCCGGCUGGAGCGGGACGUGCCCGUGGGUGACGGUGACCACAUGCUCAUCCCACGGUGGUGUCACAACCAGACCAAAAACCCGAGGGAAAGGCUGAACGGCAGCUCCGAACCUCGGCUGGGCGCCCGCAGCUCUCCAUCGCCCCGCACUAUUUUUAACCCCGCUCACGGCCUCGGUUGUGUCUGCGCAGGCAGCAGAGAGCUGGAGCUCCGCACAGGACGGAGCUGGGGAGGGGGGGCGGAGGGUCCUGCGGGGUUUGGUGGCCCCACUUUGUUCGGUUGGGGACUCUUAGGGCACAGAGCAAGGGAUGCUCUGCGCCCCGAUGCUGUGUCCUCCUGCGUAUCCACACCGAACUGGGCACGGUGCUGCGGGACAACCCCCCCCGGGACGGAGGGACGGGUUUGGGAGCCCUUUGCGCUGCCCUCCCCCACCCCCCCCAGAUCUUUGGGGCCGGGAGCGGUGGGGCCGCGGGGGGAGGAGGGGCCGCCUGUGUGUUUUUUUUCCCUGCGAUCCUCGGCGAGGCGAGGAGCUGGAGCGGGAGGAAGGAUGGGGCCGCUGCUGUGCUGCCUGGGCAUCGCCGUGCUGCUGUGCCGCGGGCUGGCCUGCCCCGGGCCCUGCUCCUGCUCCACCAAGAAGAACGGGCGCCUGCUGGCCGAAUGUGCCUACAAGGAGCUGCCCGAGGUGCCGCGGGGGCUGUCCCCUAACGUCACCAUCCUGACACUGUCGGCCAACCGCAUUGGCUGGCUGCGGCGCAGCGCCUUCGCCGAGGUGCCCGAGGUGCAGUCGCUGUGGCUGGGCUACAACCAGAUCGGUGGUGCCGAGCCGGGCACCUUCGCCAUGCUGUCACAGCUGAAGAACUUGGAUCUGAGCCACAACAAGAUGGUCACCUUCCCAUGGCAGGACCUGCGCAACCUGAGCGGGCUGCAGAUCCUCAAGCUGAACAACAACCGGCUGGCCGGGCUGCCCCGAGAUGCUUUCCAGGCGCUGGCGGAGCUGCGCUCGCUGUGGCUCAAUGACAACCAGCUCACCACGCUGGCUGAUGGCACCUUCCAUCCGUUGCCCUCGCUGUCCCAGCUGCAGCUCUUCAACAACCCCUUCAAUUGCUCCUGUAAGCUCUUUUGGCUCAAACGCUGGGCUGAGAGCACUUCGGUGUCCCUCACCAAGGGUGGUUCCACGCUGUGUGCAGCGCCGGGGCGGAUGCGGGGCCGGGCGGUGACCGACAUCCCGGCUCAUCAGUGCGUGGCUCCAUCAGUGCAGCUCACCUACCUGUCUAAACUGGACAACACGGUGCUGCCUGAUGGGCUGACACUCAGCCUGCACUGCAGCGUGGCGGGCAGCCCCCUGCCCCAGAUCCGUUGGAGGAUCCAGACCCCUGGGCACGGUGUUGAGAUCGAUGGGCCCAAUGUGGCUCGGGAUGGGAGCCUCUCCCCAUCUGGGCGCAUCAAACAGAGCCAGGAGCGCUUCUUGGUCUUCAAGAAUGGCACCAUGGCCAUCCCCAAGUUCAGCAAGGAAGAUGAAGGCACCUACACCUGCAUUGCCAUCAACGAUGUGGGCACAAGAGAGGUGUCAGUCAACGUGGCCUUGGCCGGAUCGGAGAAUCCAGCUGAAGACCUGCUACAGGAUGACCCCCACGCCAGCCCUCUGGGGGGACGGAGCUGCUACAAGGGUGAUGAGAUGGAUCCUGUUGGUGCUGGGGAGAAGCUGGUCAUUGUCUACCACGUGCCAAGGGAGGUGAAGGGCAUGGCUGGAGAAGCUGUGCCCCGGGUUGGGCUGGUAACCCUGCUGCUGGCCUUGGGCAUCGCGCUGGGCUGGUGAAGGGGAGCAGAGACUGGUGCCAGGGCUCCCCCACUUUCUGUAUCAUUUACCUUCACAUAGUGCCACGUGUUUGCUGAGCUUUUGGAACUGCAGGCGGGCGCCAAAGUGGUCGAGAGCUGAGCCCAGGGCUGGUCCAACCCCUGCGUACACAGGGGCAGGGCUGGAGCUGAGAGCUCCAUCAAGGCUUGGGUGAUGUAGGGUAGAUCCACACUGUGCUGUUGCUGCAGGGCCAGACAGCCUUAUGGUGGGGUCCUUUAGAGAAUGGAGGCAGCACAGUGCUUCUUUGUGUGAUUGAUAUGGCAGGAGAGGUGCAGAGCACCCGGUACCAGGCAUGGAUCAGGCCAUGAGGAACAGGCUAAGCCUUUCCUGCAUAGGACUGGUUGGGUGAGGGACUACCCAUGGUGUCGUGCCCUCCCUGUGUCCCAGGACCAGGCCACCCUCACUGCCUCACACAUCUGUGAUGCAGAUGUUUUCCCCUCCAUUCACCACCAGAGCCCACAGUCCAAACCCCUCGGCCGGGCCGGUCCCACCGAGCUGCACUGCUCAACCCCACAGCUUCAGCAGGGGGAACAGAGACCAAAGAGACCACAUGAAACCAAUUAUCCCAAAGUGCCUUACAUCUCUCUGCAGGACAUCCACGCUGUGUCCCUGGUGCUGUGGGCUCAUGGUGGGACCGCCGAGCAUCCCUCAUGUUUUCUGCUAGCGUGUGCCUGCAGGAGCCAUGCAGACUCCUGUAGCCUUGUAACCAAAGCUGUGCCACCAGCUGUGUACCAAGCACAAUAAAUACCUUUUGUAAACCA